AAAAGGGUUGAUUCACAUUUUCCAGCUGAGUUGGGAAGGAAAAUGUGAGCGGUGGUCUUUGUGUAGAAGGAAAAUGCAUAUCCCUUUUCUCAAAUUAGCGUCAAUCGUUAAUUUGAGUUGGGAAUAUUUAUUGCACGGGAGACAAAAGGAAUACCAUUUAAUCAAUUGGAGAUUAAAUAAAGGAAAUUGUUAAUUUGUUAGAUUCAUUUAUAACAAAAAAAUCAAGAUGAGUUCGAAAACCCCUUUUAAUGUUUUGUAUGAUUGUUGAAUUGACAUUAUGAGAAAAAUAAUAUCAUAGUGGUGAGGUCUGUUUCUUAUUCACGAGUCCUCAUUUCCAUCCUUUGCUGGGUCCCCUCUUCACAUGUCCCUAGAGAAUAUCUUCCCAUAUAAAUACAAAGCUAUAUAGCGUAGAUGGCAAUUUGCAUAGUGAAAGAAAGGCCUCUUGACUUGCAGACUUCUGUCUCUAUUACCUACAAAACACCAACUUCUUCAUUAUUUUAUUUUGAUUCAGUGCACCUUCAUUGUAUAUAAUGGAAAUUAUACAUUUCUUUAAGAGAAAAAUGAAAAUUUUGUCUCCCAAUCUUUUCAAUGAGAUACAAAUUUCAUUUGUCUCAUAAAACAAAUUUGUUUUCACAUAACAAGUUGACAAACCUCUAUGUAUUUAUUCUAACAUGUAUAUAAAUCCUUGAGGAUUUAUUGCUCACUGCCUGAUUCCAACACGUACCCUUUUCUUAUUCAAUGCUAAAUCUACAAUGUCUCGACUCUGUGAUCUUUCAAUCCAUGUUAAUGCUCAAGAAACAUUCUUUCUAAAUGAGAAAAUUCUGUCUGCAUAUUCAGGAAAGUUGAGGAAGAUCAUCAAGCAAGAAAAGAGGAAAACCCAGAUUAAGAAUUCAGUUAUUGAAAUCGAUGAUUUCCCAGGAGGUCCUUAUGGUUUUGAGCUGGUUUCAAGAUUCUGCUACAAUCAUGGCAGAAUUGAAAUCACAGUUUCAAAUGUAGCUCUACUCCAUUGCUGUGCAAUCUUUCUAGGUAUGACAGAUAAAGUCUCAAAUUGCAAUCUCUUGAAACAGACAGAGAUCUUUCUUGAAGGAAUUUUUGACUGGUCAUGGAAUGAUAUACUCGCAAGUCUCAAGAGCUGUGAGUGCUUUUUCACAUAUGCAGAUUCAUCAGGCCUUGUCCAGAAGCUCAUCUAUGGCUUAUUAGCAAAGAUUACUCAACAUUCUGAUACAAACCUGAUUGCUUCUUCUUCGUCUUCGUCUUCUUCUCCAGAAACUGCAUCUGGGUUCAGACUCUCCUCUUCCAAAACCACUCCCGAGUCGAGAAAACCGUUUUCAUCCUCAGGCAACCAGUGGUGGUUCAAUGACUUAGCCUUAUUAUCUCCUGUAAUAAUUGAAAGUUUCAUCAAGAAUUGGGAGGCAUAUGGGAUUCAUAACAACAGCUUGAUCAUCACAAGAUUCAUCCUCCAUUACCUGAAAAACAGAGUUCCGCGCAAAGCUGUGUGCUCAAGAUCCGACUAUGGUGGUCUUGCAGACACAGCUGUUCAUGGGGUGAUAUUGGCCGGGAAAAGUGAAUUUUCUUGCAGAGGACUGCUGCUGAUACUGAGGAGUGUGUCAAGAUUUGGUGUGAGCAAAGAUUGCAGAGCUAAGUUGGAGAAGGUGAUAGGCAACAUUCUUGACGAAGCAACAUUGGAUGAUCUGCUGAUAUCUGGGCAUGAGAGGAGUGGAAUUUAUGACGUUAAUCUGGUUAUAAGAUUGAUAAGAAUAUUUGUUAAUGGUGAAAUGGUGAGCAUUCAAAGGAUGAAGAAAGUUGGUAAAUUGAUUGAUAAAUAUUUAAGUGAAAUAUCUCCUGAUCCCAACCUCAAGACCUCAAAAUUUCUUGGAGUUGCAGAGAGUUUACCAGAUUCUGCUAGAGAUUGCUUCGAUGGAGUUUACAAAGCCAUUGAUAUGUAUCUUGAGUCCCACCCAACAGUUCCAUUUGAGGAAAGAACAAAGAUAUGCAGCAGAUGCCUUAACUAUGAGAAGCUAAGCCUUGAGGCUUGUAAAGAGCUGGCUAUGAACCCAAGAAUCCCUCCAUUUGCUUCAAUCCAAGCUCUCAAAUCUCAGAAGUCUCACAUCCCACAAGACCAUAACAGGAAUGAAGACAUGAAAAUGAACAUAGACAUUAUGCAGAGAAGAGUGAUGGAGUUGGAGAAGGCUUGCAAAGAGAUGAAGGGUCAGAUGUCUUGGCUGGUUAAGCAUAAUCUCACCACUCAUCCUUUUCAUUACAACCGAGCUUUGCCUAGGCUCUGUUGAAUCUCUCUUCAUUAAUUUAUCAUCUCUGCUUAUACAAGGAUACUUCAUCUUCUAUACAUAU
Molecule: messenger RNA, 2349 nt
Organism: Manihot esculenta (cassava)
Lineage: Eukaryota; Viridiplantae; Streptophyta; Magnoliopsida; Malpighiales; Euphorbiaceae
Product: BTB/POZ domain-containing protein At3g19850
Exons: 3
Coding region: 753-2288 (511 amino acids)
Molecular function (GO): protein binding
Source: RefSeq, a predicted model, not a curated record